Molecule: messenger RNA, 2256 nt
Organism: Mesocricetus auratus (golden hamster)
Lineage: Eukaryota; Metazoa; Chordata; Mammalia; Rodentia; Cricetidae
Gene: Ddx51
Product: DEAD-box helicase 51
Exons: 15
Coding region: 39-1952 (637 amino acids)
Cellular component (GO): nucleus
Molecular function (GO): ATP binding; nucleic acid binding
Source: RefSeq, a predicted model, not a curated record
CAAGAAGCGCCGAGGUGGAGCAACUGCGCGUGGCGACUAUGGCGCUCUUCCAUGUAGCACGCUAUCCGGACCCCGAGGCGUCCGGGCUCGGGGAUACAGAGGCCGAGGCUGGCAGCCGGGCACGAGUGCUCCUCGAGCGCCUGCAGAGCCGAGCCCGUGAGCGGCAGCAGCGGGAGCCGAAGCCUGAGUCCGCCGAGGCGACCGCGGAAGCGACCGGCAGGCGGCGUCGACGGCCCCGGCGGCGGCGUGGAGUAGGCGGCUCGGUGUCUCAGUGCCCGGAGGCUCCUAGGGCCAAGCGGCAGAAAGCAGACGUCAACGCGGAUUCAGGCUCAGAGAGCGGCGAGGAGGCGCUUGGGGAGCUUAACACCGCCUCAGAGGACUCAGGUGAGAGGCCCCCAGAGGAGGCCCCGAGAUCCCCGGCUCCAGGCCCGGUGCUGGGGAACUUUGCAAGGAGGAAGACACCGAAGAUCCAGCCUUUCCUGCCGACAUGGCUGGCAGAGCCAAACUGUGUCAAGAAGAGUGUCACUGAGGAUCUUACUCCGAUUGAGGACAUCCCUGGGGUUCACCCUGACUUGCAGAAGCAGCUGAGGGCUAAUGGCAUCUCUUCCUACUUUCCAGUCCAGGCAGCUGUGAUUCCUGCCCUCCUGGAGAGUGCAGACAGUGGGUUUCUGGUAGGCAGAGGUGGCUACCAACCCAGCGACCUCUGUGUUUCUGCCCCAACGGGCAGCGGGAAAACACUGGCCUUCGUCAUACCCGUGGUACAGGCCCUGUUGCAUCGAGUGGUCUGCCACAUCCGUGCACUGGUUGUGCUCCCUACUAAGGAGCUGGCCCAACAGGUGAGCAAAGUAUUCAACAUCUACACGGAUGCCACACCUCUGAGGGUUGCUUUGGUGACUGGGCAGAAGUCACUGGCCAAGGAGCAGGAGAGCCUUGUCCAGAAGACAGUAGAUGGUUACCAUUGCCUGGCUGACAUUUUGGUGGCCACACCUGGCCGCCUGGUGGACCACAUUGACCAGACCCCAGGAUUCAGCCUCCAGCAGCUUCGCUUCCUGAUAAUUGAUGAGGCUGACCGGAUGAUAGACAGCAUGCACCAGUCCUGGCUGCCCCGAGUGGUGGCAGCAGCCUUCCACAGCGAAGGCCCCUCAGGUUCCUGUGCCCUGCUCCAGAGGACACAGCCCCAGGCUGUGACUACUGCCAGCACCUGCCUUCCCCAGGUGCCUCUACAGAAGCUGCUGUUCUCAGCCACACUGACCCAGAACCCUGAGAAGCUGCAGCGACUUGGCCUCUAUCAGCCCAGGCUUUUCUCCACAAGGCCGGGGCACAAAGGCCCUAAAGACACAGUGGAGGUGGACGAAAACUUGGGGAAGUACACCUUCCCUGUGGGGCUCACGCACCACUAUGUGCCCUGUAGACUCAGCUCGAAGCCACUCAUUGUCUUACACCUGAUCCUUGGGAUGAACUUCUCAAGGGCCCUUUGCUUCACCAACUCUCGGGAGCAUUCCCACAGGCUCUUCCUGUUAGCACAAGCUUUUGGGGGUGUGAGUGUGGCUGAAUUCUCCUCUCGAUAUGGCCCUGGCCAAAGGAAGAAAAUCUUGAAGCAGUUUGAACAGGGAAAGAUCCAACUCCUCAUCAGCACAGAUGCUACUGCUCGAGGCAUUGAUGUGCAGGGUGUGGAGCUGGUAAUCAACUACGAUGCCCCCCAGUACCUGAGGACCUAUGUGCAUAGGGUCGGGAGAACAGCCCGAGCUGGAAAAACAGGACAAGCCUUCACACUUCUGUUGAAAGUGCAGGAAAGGAAGUUCCUCAAGAUGGUAUCAGAAGCUGGGGUGCCUGAGCUGGCAUGCCAUGAGAUCCCCAGGGAGCUCCUGCAGCCGCUGGUUGCCCGUUAUGAGAUAGCCUUGUCUCAGCUGGAGAAGACUGUCAAGGAAGAGCAAAAGCUGAAGAUGGCCUAGAUGGGAACAAGGGCCUGGAGGAAGCACCCAGCUGAAAAGAAUGUUGUAUAUAAACAGAAGACACAGUUCCUUGGGGUUCCAAUGGGAACCCUUCCCCUCAAGCACCAUGGUCAUCUUGGGCCAGGCACCCAAGGUGGUGACUUAGUUCUGAAAAGUAAUGACCCUUUGGUUUGUACUGCUGGGUUCCAGUUGGUCUAUGGAAAUAAGCUCAGGUAAAGCUGAAGGGUGCCUGCAGGAGUGUGAGGAAAAACUAUGGUCAGCUUUACAGUGACUGCAGGUUAAAUAAAGUGCUCUAAUAUUAGCA